GACGUGGCGGCGUCAGCCGGCGGAGAAGCUGGAGCGGCGGCGGCGGCGGCGGCGGGAGGUUGGGGCUGGAGUUGAGGAGUUGGCCGUAGCUGCGCGGCCGACUGGGCGGCAGGGGGCGGCGGCCCAGGGCCGGAGCCCGGAGGCGGGAGCGCUCGCCAUGGCCGAGAGCAUCAUAAUUCGUGUCCAGUCCCCAGAUGGGGUCAAGCGGAUCACAGCAACAAAGAGAGAAACUGCUGCAACAUUUCUGAAAAAGGUUGCAAAGGAAUUUGGUUUCCAAAAUAACGGCUUCUCAGUUUACAUCAAUAGAAACAGAACUGGAGAGAUAACAGCAUCAUCCAACAAAUCCCUCAGCCUGCUCAAGAUCAAGCAUGGCGAUUUGUUGUUCCUGUUUCCCUCGAGCCUUGCCGGGCCCUCAUCAGAAAUGGAGACAUCAGCCACUCUGGGGCUAAAGGCCAUGGGAACGCCCAGCGUGGUGGAAGAUGAGAUCGACCAGUACCUCAGCAGGCAGGAUGGGAAGAUUUAUAGGAGCCGGGACCCCCAGCUAUGCCGACAUGGCCCUCUGGGGAAGUGUGUGCACUGCGUUCCUCUUGAGCCAUUCGAUGAGGACUACCUAAACCAUCUCGAGCCACCCGUGAAGCACAUGUCUUUCCAUGCCUACAUCCGUAAGCUGACCGGAGGAGCUGACAAGGGGAAAUUUGUUGCACUGGAGAACAUCAGCUGCAAGAUAAAAUCAGGGUGUGAGGGACACCUUCCGUGGCCUAACGGCAUCUGUACCAAGUGCCAGCCAAGUGCCAUCACGCUGAACAGACAGAAAUACAGACAUGUGGACAAUAUCAUGUUUGAGAAUCACACAGUUGCUGAUCGCUUCCUUGACUUCUGGAGGAAGACGGGGAACCAGCAUUUUGGGUACUUAUAUGGACGGUACACGGAGCAUAAAGACAUUCCUCUCGGCAUUAGGGCUGAAGUUGCUGCAAUCUAUGAACCACCUCAGAUUGGUACACAGAAUAGCUUGGAGCUUCUGGAAGACCCAAAAGCUGAGGUGGUUGAUGAGAUUGCUGCCAAACUUGGUCUGAGGAAGGUUGGCUGGAUAUUUACUGACCUCGUAUCUGAAGAUACCCGAAAGGGUACAGUCCGAUACAGUCGAAAUAAGGACACCUAUUUCCUGAGUUCAGAAGAAUGUAUCACUGCAGGAGACUUCCAAAAUAAGCAUCCCAACAUAUGUCGCCUCUCUCCAGACGGACAUUUUGGAUCCAAGUUUGUUACUGCAGUGGCUACAGGUGGCCCUGACAACCAGGUCCACUUCGAAGGAUACCAGGUGUCCAACCAGUGCAUGGCACUGGUCCGGGACGAGUGCCUGCUGCCUUGCAAGGAUGCUCCGGAGCUUGGCUAUGCCAAGGAGUCCAGCAGCGAGCAGUAUGUGCCUGAUGUGUUUUAUAAGGACAUAGACAAGUUUGGCAAUGAGAUCACCCAGCUGGCCCGCCCCCUGCCUGUGGAGUAUCUAAUCAUAGAUAUCACGACAACUUUCCCCAAGGACCCUGUGUAUACCUUUUCUAUUUCACAAAAUCCAUUUCCUAUUGAAAACCGGGAUGUGCUGGGUGAGACACAGGACUUCCAUAGUUUGGCCACAUACUUGUCCCAGAAUACCUCAUCUGUGUUCUUGGAUACCAUCUCAGACUUCCACCUCCUGCUGUUCUUGGUCACCAAUGAAGUCAUGCCUCUGCAGGACAGCAUCAGCUUGCUGCUGGAAGCCGUGCGGACCAGGAACGAGGAACUGGCGCAGACUUGGAAGAAAUCUGAGCAGUGGGCCACCAUUGAGCAGCUCUGCAGCACGGUUGGUGUGCAGCUUCCAGGCCUCCAAGAGUACGGAGCUGUGGGAGGCUCCACGCACAACACUACUGCUGCCAUGUGGGCCUGCCAGCACUGCACCUUCAUGAACCAGCCUGGCACUGGCCACUGCGAGAUGUGCAGCCUCCCCAGGACCUAAGCUCUGGCCCUGAGGCCAGGAUCCUCGCCCAUGCACCCUCGAGGGCAGCCCUGGAGUCUCUGAUGACCUGAAGCUUCUCAGCACCAAACUUCCUGGAGGGAGGGCGCUGGCUGCUCUGCUGAACCAGCCUCUGGAGGCGUGAGGCGACCUGGCUGACAACAGCCCAAAUAGGCAGGCAGGCGCCCACACUGAGCCUCUGCGCUAGCACCCACAGCCGAGGGGUGGUAGGGCUUGCUGCCACUGUCUAGCUUUCUGUUUCCUUCAGAUGCUUUUUGUUCUUGCCUCUCCCGUGGUUUUUGUUGGGAGCUCUUGGCCUCUGUCGCCUGUUGCCCCAGGGCAGAGGUGCUGGCAGUGAGGGCUGCUCUGCUAUGGUCUGGCGCUGAUCGAGUGGCUGGUCUCUGGGCCUCCUGACUGCCUGGGUUGCAGGUUUGUUUGCUCUUAACUCCAUCCAGGUGGAAUUUUAAAGUUUGCAUUGGUUGUAAUAACAGUUACCAGUAAUUCCUGCACAGAAGACUUUUAUUUAUUUUUUUAAGAUAAAAACUGCAUAAAAGGGGAGUGAGAUACCAGAUUCUACUUCCCUGCUUUAAUGAGUCCCUGUGGGUUUGUGCAGGCUGAGUGGCGUGGUGGGGACCCACAGUUCUUGGAAGUAAACCUCAGUGCCUGAGACUUUCCUGUCAAGCUGCAUGGUUGCAUCUGCCGCAGAGAUGGGGGUGCAAGCAGGUGGCCCCUGAUGGCCAGUGCCGCCCCCAGGCUUGCAUGGGAUGAUGGGGUGGCCAGCACUCGAAGCUAGGAUCCACUGCCUGGGCCUGCUGUGGGGGCGCUUGGGAAGCUUAGACUGCAGGGCUGUGCCAGGACAGAGGCCAAGGCAGGGCCCUACAUGUGCUGCAGAUUCCCAAGUCUCCUCUGAUGGGCUAUAGCUUGGCCCUUCCCUGGGAGGUGUGGGCCCUAUGAAGCCUUUUUGCCUUAACAGGAGCCACCUUUCCAAGCUGCACGCACCCUGGGACAGGCGGGCCACAAUGUGUGUGGGGACCAUAUGCCUAUCAUGGGGGAGGGAGGGAUAGGUCUUUGUGGCCCUUGCUUACAAUAACACUGGACAGAGUGCUUGCACGAUGGGCCAUGCAGUGAAGCCAUGCCUGGCAUUCCCAGUCUACUAUGGGACGCCACCUGAAAAGCAGUCUGGUUUGUUCUCUCCCGGCCAGGGCCAAGGGGCAAAAGCAGCACCAAAUGCUGUCUGUAGAAAGACCCAGAGGUUAAGGACUGUCUGAGCCUGUCCCUCCCUGCUCUGUUGGUUGUGCUGGCUAAAGUUCUAGCCUUUGCAACAACUGCUUCCUGUGACAGGCUGGGGCUGAGCAUGGUCUUGAACCUGUGCUCAGCCUUGUCUCCCAGCACUGGGGACGGGGACCCCCCACCACACGCGCACACAGGCGUGUGCACACACACACACACACACACCCUCUUCAUUUGCUCUUUAUCCAACAAACUGGUUUCCUUUUCUCUUUAAUCAAUGUUUUCAUGCUCUGGCAUCCACAUAAUCCAUUUCCUGUUGUCUUUUUGCUCAAGAAAAAGUGUUGUGAUUUCUCUG
Erinaceus europaeus (western European hedgehog) is the source of this 3566-nucleotide messenger RNA. It is a transcript of the gene NPLOC4, whose product is annotated as NPL4 homolog, ubiquitin recognition factor. Gene Ontology annotation, cellular component: nucleus. The coding region runs from base 158 to 1984 and encodes 608 amino acids. Gene Ontology annotation, biological process: ubiquitin-dependent protein catabolic process. Gene Ontology annotation, molecular function: ubiquitin binding; ubiquitin protein ligase binding. NCBI's taxonomy places the organism in Eukaryota, Metazoa, Chordata, Mammalia, Eulipotyphla, Erinaceidae. The record is from RefSeq and is a predicted model, not a curated record. The transcript is spliced from 17 exons.